Messenger RNA from Cimex lectularius (bed bug), 2853 nucleotides. It is a transcript of the gene Sap-r, whose product is annotated as prosaposin. The record is from RefSeq and is a predicted model, not a curated record. Gene Ontology annotation, biological process: sphingolipid metabolic process. Bases 209 to 2644 code for a protein of 811 amino acids. The transcript is spliced from 18 exons. NCBI's taxonomy places the organism in Eukaryota, Metazoa, Arthropoda, Insecta, Hemiptera, Cimicidae. Gene Ontology annotation, cellular component: lysosome.
UCUGCCAGUUGUGUUGUUAGAAACAUCACAAACCUUAACAGUCAUUGUUGCAAGUUUGUUGAGUUCUCCGGAGUCGUUAGUGUUAAAUUAGACACCGAAGAUCGUUUGUUUCUUUUCUUUUUUUAUUUAAUAAAAAAUAGCUUUUUUUUCGUUCUUAAUUCAUAUUCACAUUUCAUCGUGAUCCCUAGGCGUUUAUAAGAGGGGCAAGAUGAUAUUCCCCUGGAAAUCUUUGAUUUUUUCAUUCCUGGUCACGUUGUGCCUGGGAAAGUAUGUUCAAAAUGAACAUCACAACUCCCCUGAAUCGACACUGGAUCCAAACUGCUACAGAGGCCAAGAAUAUUGGUGUAAGAAUAUAACAACAUCGGUACAGUGCAAUGCAUUUAAGCACUGCGUCCACGGUGUCUGGGAGAAAGAAAAGCCAAUUGAACUUGAUGAGUCUACCGUAUGUCAGACUUGUAUCGACAUGGUCAAACUAGCAAGGGAUCAGCUAAACAGCAACGAAACACAGGAAGAACUACGUCAAGUCUUGGAAGCCUCUUGCAAAGUUAUUCCAGUUAAAGCCCUAAGGAAUGAUUGCAAUAAGAUGAUGGACGAUUUCGGUUCAUAUCUUGUUGACACUCUUUCAUCCCAAAUGGACCCUAAUGUUGUAUGCUCUGUCGCUGGACUUUGCUACAAUGAAAAACUCUCUCAUCUCAAGACAGGGGAGAAAGUUAAGUUGAAUUGUAACAACUGUUUUGAACUUAUGCAACAAGUUAAAGGAAACAUUGAGUACGCAUCCAAUGAUGAUAUAUUCACAGCUCUCUCCGGUAUUUGUGGAAGAUUGGGAUCAUUCUCAGACAUUUGUGCUUCGUUGAUUGCUGAGCACAUGGAGAAUGUAGAUGCGAUGAUCAGGAAUUACAUAAGACCAAAGCCGGUUUGUACAUUGGCUGGAGUUUGCAGCAAUAAAUUUCACACUCACGAAAAACUAGCUAGAGUGCCUGUUGGAUUCAGAUCCAAUGUUGAAGUCAUCCAUAAUGACGAUUUGCCUUGUGAGCUUUGCGAACAAUUGGUCAAGCACUUGAGAGACGAAUUAGUUGCCAACACAACAGAACAGGAAUUCAAACAAGUUAUUCAUGGCCUUUGCAUGAUGACUGUUUAUAAAGAUAAAUGUGACAACCUAGUAAAUGAAUAUUAUUCCUUGGUGUAUCAAUUUCUUGUUAAUGAAUUAGAUGCUAAGGCUUUAUGUCAGGAAAUCAGCAUCUGCCCACAAAAGGCUGGAAAAGUCAUUCGUCCACUAUUGUUGGAUAGAGAGUCUCCCCAGCAACUUCCAAUUGAAAGAAUGACCCCAUUGACAAUAAUCCCUGGCUCAUUUAAAACCCAAAACGGCCUAAUGAACAAAGAAUUGUGCUCUUUCUGUGAAUACUUCCUUCAUUUUGUCCAACAGGAAAUCUCUUUACCGAGCAGUGAGAAGGAAAUUUCCGAUGAAGUAAAGAAAGCCUGUUCUAAACUCCCAUCGACUGUGACUGAACAGUGCGAUUCUUUCGUGGACACGUACAUGGCUACAUUCAUCGCCCUUCUAGCCCAAAGAAUUGACCCGUCUCAGGUCUGUCCCCAUCUUGGAGUUUGCCCUGGCACACUUGUAGCGGUUGAAUACAACGAUAAACCGACUUGCCCACUUUGUUUACUCGCAAUGGAAGCCACCUUAAGGAAAAUUGAAAACAAGACAGAGACUGAUAUCGAUGACGCUUUGGAUGAUCUUUGCUUGAUUGAUGUAUUCCCUAAUUCACUCACUACAGAGUGUGUCAAAUUCAUAACGGACUACAGGAGGCCGAUCACAGAUAUGAUUCUUGCCGAGUUUACAUCUCAGGAGUCUUGCGUUUACAUCGACCUUUGCAAAAUCCCGCAUUCAUUCUCAGAAAAUCUUCCGGUAGCUCUUCCAGUCGGAGACACAAAAACUAAUGAAAUUCGCCCAAUUGGUAGUAGCAAUUUAUGUGUACUUUGUGAAUUUGUUAUGUCCAAAGUUGAAAACCUAUUGAAAAACAAAUCGAGUGAGGAAGAAAUAAAGGCCGAUGUUAUGAAAGUAUGCAACUAUAUGCCAAAGACAGUAGCGGCAGAGUGUAAAUCGUUCGUUUCUCAGUAUGCCGAUCUUGUAUUAGAUCUGCUAGCACAGGAAGUUGACCCAAAAGAAGUUUGCACUGCGAUGAGUUUGUGUGCCAAAGCCAACACUCUUAUUGCUGGCCCGGUUAAAAAAUGCAUUGCUUGUGAGCUGCUUAUGGAUAGCUUGAGAACCAUUUUGACCGAUCCUAGCUUAGAUCAUGAUUUGAAUAUGGAUCUCCUUAAAGCUUGUAAUAGCUUUCCUGAACACGAAAUUUCCUUUUGCAAAUCAAUGGUGAUGCAGCUGGCUCCACAAAUUGAAGCGGCGCUCAGGUCUUUGCCAGUGGGCCCAUUGGUUUGCAGGAGAGUUCACAUGUGUGAAGACAAUCACGGUCACAGAGUUCAAUUGUAUGGACAAAUGGACAACUCUCAGUGCUAUCUGGGUUCUUCUUAUUGGUGUAGUUCAACAAUUAGAGCUGCUGAAUGUUUGAAAAUUGAUUACUGCCAACUUAAUGUUUGGCAUGGCGACAAACCACCCAAAACUUACUUGAAGGGAACUAAAGUCAUUUAAGACGACAAUUGGAUUAAUAAUUUAUAUUGAGACUGUUUUCUUAGAGUAAUAAUAUUGUAAAAAUUAAAACGUAGGAGUAAUAAUUUUGGAAAACGUUCUGUAAGAUCUGUAAAAAGACAUUUAAUUGAUUAAAAACUGUUUUAUUGGAUGACAAAAGUGUAAACAUAAUUUUUAAAAAUGUAGUUACCAAUAAAGGGAAUACCGAUUAA